Messenger RNA from Lodderomyces beijingensis, 294 nucleotides. NCBI's taxonomy places the organism in Eukaryota, Fungi, Ascomycota, Pichiomycetes, Serinales, Debaryomycetaceae. The record is from the annotation of a GenBank genome assembly.
AUGACGCAGCAUUUGCUUAGAUUAGGCAUAGGUUGCAGCCAAGUGGAUUCGCAAGUUGAAUUUGUAUCGUUAAAGAUAUUGAAGCAAUCGGCAACGGUGCAGCAUGCAAGGGACUACAGCGGUAUCGACUGGGCGACUUUGGAGAAAUGCAUAGAAUUCAUGUUUCAAGAGUACAAGACCAAUAGUGAGGGUUUGAGACAAGAAUUGGCUGGUUUUGCCGUGGUAUGUGUGGGUGUUGUUGCCGAGUCUGUUUUGCUUGAGAAACGUGCGAGCGAUGUCAACUAUAGCGAAUGA